Messenger RNA from Odobenus rosmarus divergens (Pacific walrus), 1258 nucleotides. RefSeq names its product plasminogen activator, urokinase receptor (gene PLAUR). Lineage: Eukaryota; Metazoa; Chordata; Mammalia; Carnivora; Odobenidae. The transcript has 7 exons. Bases 37 to 1053 code for a protein of 338 amino acids. The record is from RefSeq and is a predicted model, not a curated record. Gene Ontology annotation, cellular component: plasma membrane.
GGCAGGGAGCCACACGGACUGGAGCUGCGGCCAGACAUGGGCCGCCCGGGGCUGCUGCCGCUGCUGCUGCUGUCGCUUCAGACCUGCGUUCCAGCCUCCUGGAGCCUGCAGUGCAUGCUGUGUGGGAGGAUCGGGAAGUGCCAGGUGGAAGAGUGUGCCCGUGGCCAGGACCUCUGCAGGACCACCAUCAUGCGCAUAUGGGAAGGAGGUGAAGAGCUGGAGGUGGUGGAGAGAGGCUGUGCCCACCCAGAGAAGAGCAACAGGACCAUGAGCUAUCGGACAGGCAUGCAGAUCAUCACUCUUACCGAGACCCUGUGUGGGACUGACUUGUGCAACCGACCCACCCCUGGUCGGACUUCCACUUUUCCCCGAAUCCAAAGCCGUUACCUUGAAUGUGUUUCCUGCGCCUCAUCAGAUCUGAGCUGUGAGAGGGGCUGGGACCAGAGCCUGCAAUGCCGCAGCCCUACAGAACAGUGCGUGGAAGUGGUGACCCACCGGAGCCUGGAAGGUGAGACAGGCAGUCUAAGGGAUGAGAACCAUACCCGCGGCUGUGGCAACCUUCCCGGCUGCCCAGGCCCCACCGGUUUCCACAACAACCACACCUUCCACUUCCUGCAGUGCUGCAACACCACCAAAUGCAAUGGAGGCCCAGUCCUGGAGCUUCAAAACCUGCCUCUGAAUGGCCACCAAUGUUACAGCUGUGAGGGUAACAGCACCCAUGGAUGUUCCUCCGAAGAGAUUUCCCUGACCGCCUGCCAAGGCCCCAUGAAUCAAUGCCUGGAAGCCACGGGCACUAAUGAGCUGGGCAACCAGAGCUACACAGUACGAGGUUGUGCAACUUCCUCAUGGUGCCAGAGUCUCCACGUGGCUGAAGCCUUCAGCCUGACCCUUCUCAAUGUCUCAUGCUGUACUGGAAACGGCUGUAACCACCCAGUCCUGGGUCACCAGCCCCGCAUGGGCGGCGCCCCCCGGCCCGGUCCUGCCCACCUCAGCCUCAUGGCCACCCUGCUUAUAACUGCCAGACUGUGGGGAGGCACUCUCCUCUGGACCUGACACCCCACACUCCCCCUUCCCUGGCCGGAUCCAGAGGAGCCCUUUGCCCUCCCCUCAGCUCCCAGCCCUGCAGACUUGCUGUGUGACCUCAGGCCAGUGUGCUGCCCUCUCUGGGUCUCAGUUUUCCCAGCUGUCUCAUGGAGUUGCAGAACCAGGGGAGAAAAGCUGGAGAAGCCUGCAGGCCAGCAGGAGAGGUCUUAUGUUA